AUGGGUUCUAAGAAAAAGUCGGAUCAUUUGCAAAUGGAUAAGAUCUAUAAAAUCAAUUCUAUGGGGAAAAUCGAUAGGAUCUCUCUCGUAAUGAACGGUUCGCCAGAUAGACCCUUAAGCAUUUUGUUUGACAAUUUGCCAAAUGUCUAUGAAUUGAGUACUUUCAAAGAUACAAGGAUGUUUUAUCAAACCGACAUUCUAUUGCAAUGGCCCAAUCUCAAAUCUUUCAAGGCUGAGUACUCGACGAUUGCUUGGUCCCAAAUGAACUUUCCAAUGAGUUUGAAAACUCUAAAUAUUGUUGGUUUUCCAAAAACAAAUUUUGCCGGAUUCAGGUUCCCAGAAUCGAUUGAAACGCUUAUCAUGGUUGCAGAGGGCGGGCAAAGGUACUGUCUUAAAUUCCCAAUGGAGAUCUUACCAUUGAAUUUGAAGAGCUUGAAACUAGUUGAUUUUGGAAUUGUUAAUUUUUAUAUUGGGAAACUUUCUCAAUCUCUAAUACUGAUAGAUGUGACCCAUAAUUAUAUUGAAGAUUUUGGGACGAGAAUUGGUUUUUUGACUUCGAUUUCCUGGCCACCUUUGCUUGAAAGAAUUGGUCUUACUUAUUCUAAUAUUAACAAUCAAACCAUAAAGCAGCUUGACUUAAUUGGUUGGCCAGACGGUCUCAGGCUGCUUGAUUUGACCGGGAACCGUUUUUCAAGUUUAAGUUUCGUGAAUUGUCUUCCUCAAAGUUUAAGCGACCUCAAUUUAUCAAGGUGUUGUCUUAACUUUGAAUUCUUUUCGGAUCCAUUGAAAUUCCCCAAUUCGCUAACUAAACUUUCAAUGCAAAAAUGCCAUAUUAAAAGCCUAAAUCUUCUAGAGUUCCCGCCAUUGGUGGAAGAGAUAUACUUGGACUUCAAUGAAAUCAAAGACUUAAAUGGUUGUUUUAUCAGAUGGACCCAUUUGAGCAGGUUGAAAAUAAUAAGUUUGGCAUCGAAUCAAAUCUCAACUAUUCUGACUUGGUCACCUCCCAGCAGCUUGCAAGUUUUAAAUUUACAGAAUAACUUGAUAACAGAAGUUUGUGCUACGAUUUUAUUUAACCAAGGUCAAAAUACCAAGUAUUCUAAUCUAAGAAGUAUCGAUUUGGGUCAGAACAAGAUUGCGUAUAUUGACAAACACGCCAGUAUUCCUCGUAAUGUGAACAAGUUAAAUUUUGCAUCCAACCCGCUCGAUCUGGUACCUUUAAAUUCGGCUUUUUUCACUAAAAACUUGAAUGAACUCAUUUUACAAGAUACCAAGGUUAGUUGGUUAGGGUUUCGAGGUAAUUCUCCCAGGAUCCUAAUUAAAUACUUGGAGUCUUUGAACACUACAGAAGAUGAAGUUUUGUGA
This is a messenger RNA of Hyphopichia burtonii NRRL Y-1933, 1362 nucleotides long. RefSeq names its product L domain-like protein. The record is from RefSeq and is a predicted model, not a curated record. The transcript has a single exon. Gene Ontology annotation, cellular component: extracellular matrix. Gene Ontology annotation, molecular function: protein binding. Lineage: Eukaryota; Fungi; Ascomycota; Pichiomycetes; Serinales; Debaryomycetaceae. The coding region runs from base 1 to 1362 and encodes 453 amino acids.